CACCGCGACAACGGCGUCGAGCAGCCACGGGCAAGCAUGUCAGCGUAGCCAGGCAGCCCAUCUGACUGCUUCAUUCCCGUACAAUCCGCAAAAGGAGUUGCGAGCAUCAUGCAUGCACCAGCACCGGCACAGCCUAGGCGAAUCUGGGAAGUGCCUGAGCGGCCUACGCCAGCCUAUAUAGCUCCCUUUGCAGACUACAGCAGCAUAUCGAGCAUUCCUCGUAAUGCGCUCAUUAUCGACAAUGGCGGAAGCGAGAUCCGAGCAGGCUACGCCAGUCAGCAAGACCCUUACGUCGCUGUGGAGAGCCUCGUCAGCAAGUACAGAGAGCGCAAACGGAACCAGGUCGUCAUGCUUGCGGGAGAUGCCACGUUCGUAGACAACCUCGCAAAGACGUCCAUCAAAGCACCCCAUGAAGGCACAGACGUGGUCUGCAACUUUGACGCCAUGGUGACUCUGCUCGAUCAUGUCUUCAUCAAGCUCGGCGUCAGUUCGAGCAACGACAGGAUAGAGAUGCCCGUUGCAAUGACAGAGCCAUUGUGCAACUUGCUAGCAGCACGCGCAGGUGUGACUGAGAUCAUGUUUGAGGCCUACAAUGUGCCAUCACUGACCUAUGCUGUCGACUCUCUCUCUGCAUUCUACCAGUCCGGGGCCAGCAGGGACGGGCUCGUCGUCUCGAGUGGCAACGCAUCAACUCAGAUUGUACCCGUGCUCGACGGACAUGCGCGGCUCGAUCAUGCCAAGAGAGUAUCCUGGGGAGGAGCCACCGCUGCCUCUCACAUUCUCAAACUAACACAGCUCAAAUAUCCUGGCUUUCCGACUCGAGUAUCGUACGGCCAAGCAUGGUCACUCUUUCAAGAGCACUGCUAUUUCUCGUUGGACUAUAAUCGAGAAAUCCGAGACCUGGCGAGCCCUAGCAAGCUCGUCGCUGCCGAUCGCGUCAUCCAGUUUCCAUUCGUCAUCGAGACGGUCGAGGAGAAGUCGGCAGAGGAUCUCGAAAGACUGGCCAAGCAGCGCAAAGACCAGGGGAAAAGGCUGCAAGAGCAGGUCGCGCGGCACCGCCUCGAGAAGCUCGUCCAGAAAGAAGCGGAUCUAGCUAGCUUUCUGGAAUUACGACAGCUCGGUCAAACGAUGCCAAAGAAAGACUACCAGCGUGCAUUGGAAGCCCAGUCUUUCUCAGACACUGCAGAGCUAGAUGAAGAGAUCAAGAAGAUAGAAGCUACCUUGCAACGAGCGAGAAAUAAAGAUAUGGGCAUCGAUCCUGACGAAGGCAAAGAGCCGCCUGACUUUUCGCUCGUCGAUGUGCCGGACGACCAGCUAGACGAAGAUGGCAUCCGAGAGAAACGCAAACAGCGGCUCAUGAAGGCUGGCUUUGAUGCUCGUAUACGCGCCAAAGCAGAGAAGGCGGCAGAGAUGGAGAAGCAACUCAAACAAGCCAAAGAAGAAGAGGCAUUCAGAUUGGCACAUCCCCAGCAAUGGGCUGCGGGUCUGAGGUCACAAUACGAAGCGCUUGUGAACAAGAUGAAGGACCGCAAGAAAGCGCGAACGCAGAUGCACGAUCGCAAAUCUAUCGCUUCUCAGGCUAGGAUGAAAAGUAUUGCCAACCUUGCUGCCGAUUCUCCUGCUACCAAGAAGCGGAAGAUCAAAGGAACAGACGACGGCUUUGGUAUGGACGAUAAAGACUGGCAAGUCUACAGAGAGAUCACGACUGCGGACGACUCAGAAGAUGAAGAGGAUGAUGCUGAACGGUUGCGCGAGCUCGAAGGACAGCUCAUUCUGCACGAUCCGACUUUCACCGAUGAGCAUACUGUCAAAGUCAGAGAGCACCGCAAGCACACACUUUUCAACGCUUUCCUGCGCGGCAUGGCACCAGACGAUCAUGUCGAUUCACUCAAACUCGACGAUCCCGAGCAAGCUGCUCAGCUUCAUCUCAACGUCGAAAGAGUUCGAGUGCCCGAAGUCUUGUAUCAGCCUUCGAUAGCUGGUCUUGACCAAGCCGGCUUGCUCGAAGUCAUCCAGAAUAUAUUGCAACACUUUCAACCCCACGAAAGAGAGCGACUCAUCUCUAACGUAUUCGUGACGGGCAGGAGCAGUCUAGUGCCAAAUUUUGACGAGCGAUUGGCGAGCUCAUUGACGGCUUGCUUACCUGUCGGUGCUCCGCUAAAGGUCAAACGAGCUGCGGACGUUCGCUACGAUGCCUGGCGAGGUCUGCGCAAGUUCUCGCAAACAGAUGCCUUCCAAGCGGCCGGGAUCACUCUGGCAGAUUACCGAGAAUGUGGUGCAGAGUAUCUUCGCGAACACGAGCUUUCGAAUGCAUUCAAAAGGCUGAGCACUUAGCCGUGUAUAUCUUGUUGUAGAUCUGUUGCGACGCGAUGCAUUGCAUCGAUCCAAGUGAACACGCUGUGCUUUCUCGCGCCUGACAGAUACUUUGCGUGACUGAGGAUGGGCAAACGUCGGAGUGCGCGUCCGGAUAAACCACGACAUGCAUGUGCGAGCUUGACGAGAGAGCGGCU
This is a messenger RNA of Mixia osmundae IAM 14324, 2510 nucleotides long. RefSeq lists its product as uncharacterized. Lineage: Eukaryota; Fungi; Basidiomycota; Mixiomycetes; Mixiales; Mixiaceae. The record is from RefSeq and is a predicted model, not a curated record. The transcript is spliced from 8 exons. Gene Ontology annotation, cellular component: cytoplasm; Ino80 complex. Gene Ontology annotation, biological process: regulation of DNA-templated transcription. Bases 109 to 2334 code for a protein of 741 amino acids.